AUGACCGUCUUCAUCGCUUCUCUAUUUCUCCCUUACACCAUUGACUUCAAGACAACUGGCUCCAGAGGUGCUCGUCGCAGGUCUUCGCCCAGCCAUGGUGCUGUCGAUGGCUCUAACUCUGGUCCCAUUGUCGGUCGUUUACCUCGCCUCCGCUCUGGUAGCAUAGCGUUGACCCCCGGGGCGACGACCGAGGAUGAGAAAAUCUUCAAGGCUUACGCAUCACAUUUCGCCGAUGAGAUUUCUAUCGCUGAUGACCCGAAAGGACCUGGUCCUAGUGAGCCUCGUGCCGUACCCUGGGGUCGCAGCAGCAGAUUUAACCAGCCGCGUUCAACGGCAACUACACACCCAGAGCCAUCUAUCCUAAAUCGACCUUCAUUACGGACGGACUGGAAGGAUAGCUUUUUGGACGGUGCGCCCGGUCGGCCAACUCCGGAUCAGGCAGAGAGUCCUCGUGCACUACUUUCCGCCGUGGACUGGGCUGUCAAGGCUGCAGAGCAAGGUCAUGGCGGCCUGCAGAACGCCGUACAUGCCGCCGAGGAAGCGGGGGUCCUGCAGAGCAAGAUGUGGGUUGGCACGCUGGGCAUGCCAACUGAUUCCCUCCCGGAAUUGAUUCGAAAUGUCAUCGACGAGACUCUUCUGGAGGACUAUGAUUCUUUGACGGUGUUUGUGGGUGACAACGAGUUUGAAGGGCACUAUGCUCAUUUCUGCCGUGCAGUUCUAUGGCCGGCCCUUCACUACCAAAUGCAAGAAAGUCCCCGGCAUACGGAUUACGAUGACUAUUCAUGGAAACAGUAUCUGAAAGUGAAUGAGGCGUUUGCCGACGCAAUCGCCAGUCGCUGGAAACCGGGAGACCGAAUUUGGGUGCAUGACUACCACCUUCUGAGCUUGCCCGCGCUUCUGAGGGCUAGACUGCCUCAUGCGGAGAUAGGCUUCUUCCUACACACACCCUUUCCCUCGUCUGAAGUAUUUCGCUGCUUGAAUCCACGGGAAGCUCUGCUGGACGGUCUUCUCGGCGCAGACCUCAUUGGGUUUCAGACUGAAGAAUACUGUUACCAUUUUCUGCACUCUUGCAGCCGAAUUCGAAAGCUGGAGGGCCCAGGUGACGGGGUCCGGGUCGGAAAUCGGUUCGUCCGUGUCAAAAAAUGUCCCUUGGGUAUUGACUACAAGUCAUUGAACCUGCUACGUCAAUCAGUCGAAGUCAAAGAAUGGAUCGGCAGUAUCACCAAUCGGUACAGGGGGAAGCACUUGAUUGUCGCGCGAGACCGAUUGGAUGCUCCUGGAGGAAUCAAGCAGAAGCUCCUGGCAUACGAGCUCUUCCUCAAAACCUACCCCAAAUGGCGGGAAAAUGUUGUUCUCGUUCAAGUUACCUCGUCAGCCUCUGAGAUUCCAGAGCUAGAAGCCCAGGUCUCCAAGAUUGCGAUGCGCAUCAACUCGGUCUAUUCCACACUCACCCACCAGCCUCUAGUCCUCCUACAACAGGAUAUUAGCUACUCGCAAUUCCUUGCGCUCCUCAGUGUUGCCGACAUCUUUAUGGCCACCAAUCUCCGCGAGGGCUUGAACCUAACAAGCCACGACUUUAUUCAUUGUCAAGACGGCGAGAUGGCUUCUCAACAGCAUGGAUCCCUGAUCUUAAGUGAAUUCACUGGCAGUGCGUCGAUUUUCCGGGGGCAUGAGCUCCUCGUCAACCCAUGGGACUACAAACGAUGCGCCGAAGCCAUCAAUAAAGCACUGGAUAUGUCACCGGAGCAAAAGAAGCGUAACUGGCAAUAUCUUCUCGACUGUAAAACACCGUACACCGCGUUGGCCUGGUUCUCAAAUUUGCAGUUCGCCCUCACAGAAUCUCGCAGCUUGCAACAGCCUCACCAUACAAAUGCCGUCUCUCCACUCCAAGUUGACGCCCUCCUAACCUCUUACAACACAGCCGAGUCUCGUGUUCUCUUCCUGGAAGACGAUGCUAUAAUUCCCUCAAACACCGACAGUUCCUCUUCUGAAGCAAUUCAUACUCUACAUAAACUAGCCCUCGACCCGAAGAACAUAAUCUACCUAACCAGCAAUCGCAGCCCCGACCAGCUUGGUCUUACCUUCAAAUCACUUCCGGCACAAAUUGGGCUCAUCGCAGAAAAUGGCUGCUUUGCAAAACUUGUCAACACAACCGAGUGGGAAGCCCUUUUCGACGUUAAUCGAACCCGCGACUGGCACGCCGGUAUCAGAAAGGUAAUCGAACAUUUCCACGAACGCACUGAAGGUAGCGCCAUCGAAGAACGCCGGUGCUCACUGACCUUCCGCUACGAAAACGCUGUCGACCAGGAAUUAGCAGCUCGUCAGGCAUCCGAACUAGCCGAUCAAAUCAAAAGGGCACGAUGCAGUGAAGAUAUUCGCGUCGUUCGUGACGCUGGCUCCGUCAGUGUUGAGCCACUUGAUGUAUGUAAAGCUGUUGCCGCCUCCAUGAUUCUAGAUCAGAAGUCCCGUGAAAGUUUCCCGGACUUUAUCUUUGUGGCUGGUGGUUCUAGGGAUGACGAUGCUUUGUUUCGGUGGGCUAAUAGCCUGACACUUUCUUCGUCCAGCUCGUCUGUUCCAGUUACUAUUGCGGUGACUACUUUGGCUACUAGUGCGCGUGUUACUGAAGCGAUAUCUGUCUUGCCGGUUGGCUGGUCCCUGUCGGAUGUUUUACAGUCAUUGUUAUUCCCAGAUCAGAAGCCGGGUGGUGAGGAUGAGGACAUUCAUGUUAAGAUUGAUGACUAG
Molecule: messenger RNA, 2742 nt
Organism: Penicillium cataractarum
Lineage: Eukaryota; Fungi; Ascomycota; Eurotiomycetes; Eurotiales; Aspergillaceae
Product: trehalose-6-phosphate synthase
Exons: 3
Coding region: 1-2742 (913 amino acids)
Biological process (GO): trehalose biosynthetic process
Cellular component (GO): cytosol; alpha,alpha-trehalose-phosphate synthase complex (UDP-forming)
Molecular function (GO): catalytic activity
Source: RefSeq, a predicted model, not a curated record